This is a messenger RNA of Cryptotermes secundus, 1802 nucleotides long. It is a transcript of the gene Syx5, whose product is annotated as syntaxin-5. Gene Ontology annotation, molecular function: SNARE binding; SNAP receptor activity. The transcript has 7 exons. The record is from RefSeq and is a predicted model, not a curated record. The coding region runs from base 277 to 1401 and encodes 374 amino acids. Gene Ontology annotation, biological process: endoplasmic reticulum to Golgi vesicle-mediated transport; vesicle fusion; intracellular protein transport. NCBI's taxonomy places the organism in Eukaryota, Metazoa, Arthropoda, Insecta, Blattodea, Kalotermitidae. Gene Ontology annotation, cellular component: SNARE complex; Golgi membrane; endomembrane system.
CUUUCAAUUUGCUUUUGUUAUCAUAAUAGCAAAAUUAUAGGAACAAACUGUGUCGGAUGUAGUAAUAUUUGCCAGUACUGGUUUCAGAUGUGAAUUUUGUCAGGACUCAUGAUGCUUCUAGUAGUUUUUUAUUUUAAACGUGGUUUCGUUUUCAUUUCAACAUAUUUAAAAUUAUAUAUCAGUUUCAGUAUAUGUUGACGUGUUAACUUACCAAGACUAAAUCAAGGGUUGCCGUAUGCUAGACAGAUUUCAGAAUUGCACGGUGUCCAUGAUCAAAUGACAGCAAGGAGACGACGUGGUGGAUCAGAGUCAGAACAGGCACCCCUUAUCCUUGCAAGUGGGGUAUCCUAUUCUCUGCAGGACUCUUGGUCCCAACAAACCCAAGCACAUCACCAUGCCAAUAAAGCAGCAGAAUCCCAGCGAUACAGUAUAGAGGACAUAAUACCUGUGAAAAGAGAAAACAUCAUUAUAGGAACAAUGACAUCACGAGACAGGACCACAGAAUUUGUUAAUGCCAUCCGUUCCUUGCAAGGACGUCAUAUCAAGAGGACAAUGGCUGUAAGAGAUCCCAGGAAAGCUAAAUAUAUUCAGAGUUAUGCGGAAUUUAUGAUGAUUGCAAGAACUAUAGGGAAGAAUAUAGGCAGUACAUACACAAAACUGGAAAAACUCACUUUAUUGGCAAAGAGAAAAUCACUUUUCAAUGACCGGCCAGCUGAAAUACAGGAACUGACGUACAUAAUAAAGGAGGAUUUAAAUAGCCUAAACCUGCAGAUUGCAAAACUUCAAGAAGUAGCACGGAACCAGAGACAGUCACAACAGAAUGGUCACCAUCUUUUGUCACAUUCGUCGAACGUUGUUCUCACUUUACAGUCCAAGCUUGCAUCCAUGUCUACAGAAUUCAAACAAGUUCUUGAAGUUAGAACAGAGAAUCUGAAACAACAAAAGAGUCGCCAGGAUCAGUUCUCUCAGGGCCCUGUCUCUUCAUCACUCCCUCCAUCAGCUAUCUCGGGUCAUCACCAGGGUUCUGUAUUGCUCACUGAUGAAGUCAGUGUUAACAUGGAGGCAUACAGUCCACUGCUUCCAGCUACUCAAAAGCAGGCAAUGAUCUAUGAUGAAACGGAUAACUACCUUCUGAGUCGUGCUGAGACAAUGCAAAACAUUGAAUCAACAAUUGUUGAACUUGGUGGAAUAUUCCAACAACUGGCACAUAUGGUGAAGGAGCAAGAAGAAAUGGUGGAGAGGAUUGAUACAAAUGUUCAGGAUGCAGAACUGAAUGUUGAAGCAGCUCAUAAUGAAAUUAUCAAAUAUUUCCAAAACAUUACCUCCAACCGUUGGCUCAUGAUCAAGAUAUUUGCUGUGCUCAUAUUUUUCUUCCUUUUCUUUGUUAUAUUUCUGGCAUAGUCCUUCUCUUACAUCAGCCUAGAAACUGAGCAGUAACUUGCAAAUCAGUAAAAUUGGUGCUCUUCAUGAAGAUUUGGGCAUUGCCAAGUUUCUAUUCCAGUGACAUCAUAAGUGAUUUGUAUGUGAUCUAUCAUUAAGAACACAAGUUGAAUCCAAGAUAUGAAAUAUAAAGACAUUUAAGUAAAUUUUCUUCUUCGAGGUAAACAAAUGACAGCAUUUCGUGUUACAAUAUGCACUGACUCUAUGAAAUGUAUUAUGAUCUGUCUUUAUAAAAAGGUGAUAGUAAACAAUAUGGACAUUUUGUUGCAGAGGGUUGUGUAUAUGUGGUGCAAGUACUUGUAUCAAGGUUUGAGACUUGUAUAAUCAGUGCAAAUUUAUUAAAAGUUAAUACAUAUAUAUAU